AAAAUGGCUCUAAAUCCACCUAUCACUUAAACUGGAGUUCCAUUAAGAGUAGAUCAGGAAUUCUUUAUAUUGUAUAGAAAUGAAAUGGAAGGAGAAUUCAAGAUUGAAAACAUGGGAAAGUUCAGUGCUAAAGGCAAAGUAAGAUAACCAUUUUUAAAAGUAGGUAUAUGUAACUACAUGCAGAAUGGUUUUUGUAAGUGACAAGUUUUAAAAGGAAUCCUUCAAAUCUUUUGAUAUCCCUUUGGCAUAUUUGACUGCUGAGAAAUUUCAAUAACCAAUUUUUGGAAGUAAUUAUUUAGAAGGCAAUGUGGAUCCAUUAUAUAAUCUACUUCCUGGAAAAACUCAUUUUAAAUUAUGGUUCAAAGCAGGAGGUAGUAGUCAAUUAAUACCUUAGGUUGUGACAAGUUUUUAAAGAUACUUGUUAGUGUCUUAACACAAAUUAGAAGAUAACGAGGUUCUGGAUAACGAGUUCCUGAUGCACGUUUGAUGGAAAAUUUUGCAAGAUCUUAAAGCUAGGCCUUCAUUGAUCCCAAUGAUCCUAGUGUCAUCUACGUGCAGUAGCCUCAUUUAAAUUAAUAAUCAUAUGGAAACAUGGCCUGGGGCAUUCCGUAAAAUCCAACUUAGGUUUCUCCUAUUGGGGGACCUAAUUAUGGGAUGCCACAAUAACAAUAUCAGCCUCCCCCUAUGAAUUAGCAGUAUUAACAACCUCCUCCUCCUCCUCCUCAAGGAUAUCAAUAAUAUUAAUAGAGUCCACCAUAGAAUUACUAAAACAACCAAUAAGUUGGUAUUCCUGUCAAUUACAAUUAUGGAUAACAACAAUAGCCUUAGACAACUUACAACCAACCUUAAGUUUAAUAGCCAUAUCAAUAAAAUAUCUAACCCCCAAAUCCAUAUGUUUAAUAAAAUCCUCCCCCCGUAUACAAUUAACCAAAUCCAUAUGUUCAAUAAAAUCCCACUUACAAUUAGCCAAGCAACCCAUACACUUAACAUCCUCAACAAUAGUAAUAACAACCUCCACAAACAUUUGAGCCUUAGCCACAAUAAUAAGCUUAUUAGAAUUAGGUUCCUUAGACAUAAUAAAAUUCAAAUUAUCAAUAUCCAUAGGAUUAAAACAAUAACCAACAAGCACCUAUCUAAAAUAAUGACCAAGUACCUUAGAAUUAGCCAUAAUAAGAUUAAGUGAGAAACCAACCAAACACAGCUUAUUACUUUGGUUUUUGGGGUCCACAGUUGCAAUCAAACUAAAAUGCCAUAUUGUGAAAAAUUCAAUCAGAUACAUAUAUC
Messenger RNA from Paramecium octaurelia, 1284 nucleotides. NCBI's taxonomy places the organism in Eukaryota, Ciliophora, Oligohymenophorea, Peniculida, Parameciidae. The record is from the annotation of a GenBank genome assembly.